CAAGAACGAGGCAUCCAGCUUCCCCGCCGAGUAUAAAUACUUGUCCACAAACUGUAGAUGCUCACAACCAACUCGACUACCGCCACAAGACAAUGACCGCCAAGGUGCUCCUGCUCGUGGCACUGGUGGCAGCCGCCGCCGCCGAAGGACCGAUUCGCGAUUACGAUCACGAUGAUCCCUACGAAUCCCACAGGUCCCGCGAGUCCUAUGGGUCUUACGAGUCCGAGGAGCCCAAAUAUACUUAUAGUUACAAGGUCAAGGAUUACUACGGCAACGACUACGGUCACGAAGAGAAACGUGACGGCGAUCUCACUGAAGGAUUCUACUACAACCACCUGCCCGACGGCCGCCUGCAGAAGAUCAAGUACGUAGUUGACGGCUACUCUGGCUACGUGGCCGACGUCAGCUACGAGGGCGAGGCUCACUACGAUUCUGGCUCCUACGAGUCCCAUGGAUACAACAGGCCCAGCUACCAAUCAGGCUCUCAUGAGUCUGGCGAGUCUAGGUUCAGUUUUGGUUCUGGUGGAUCAGGCGAGUCCAGGUUCAGUUCACGAUCACGUGAGUCCCGUGAAUCAGACGAGUCCAGAUUUAGUUUCGGUUCCCGUGGUUCUGAUGAGUCCCGCUUCAACUCACGAUCCCGUGAGUCCCGUGAGUCAGGCGAAUCCAGAUUUGGUUCUGAUGAAUCAAAUGAGUCUCGCUUCAACUCAGGAUCUCGUGAGUCCCGUGAGUCUGAUGAAUCCAGAUUUGGUUCUGAUGAAUCAAAUGAGUCGCGGUUCAACUCACGAUCACGCGAGUCUCGUGAGUCAGGUGAGUCCAGAUUUGGAUUUAGUCGUCGUGGAUCUGACGAGUCCAGAUUCAAUUCACGCUCCCGUGAGUCAGGUGAGUCCAGAUUUGGAUUUAGUCGCCGUGGAUCCGAUGAGUCCAGAUUCGACUCAGGCUCCAGUGACUCUGAUGAGUCCCGAUACAGAUUUGGCUCUGGUAGAUCAGGCGAGUCAAAGUCACGGAAAGAUUCAAAAGAAUUCCGACGCUCCGGUUCAGACCACGGGUCCGAUGACGGUUUCUUCCUGGACAGGUACCGGCCCCAGAUCCACUACAGUCCUGCCUAUGGAAGUAAGUAACACGGGACCUCGCCGGUGAUCUCAUCAUGAUCACUACUUGUCACAUCAUCCGUCGCAACCAACAAGUCAAUAUACGAGUACCUCACUUUUCGCCCUUCAUCUAUUUAUAGCCUUCAUGUCUUGCACUGAUUAUGAAAAAAAAAAAACAUUACGUAUCAAUAAGCGCCCCGUCGACUUCUGUGUUCAUCAGUAUUAUUGGUUGUCACCUGUGUAAUGAAAAUGUACGAUUGUGAUAAACUCGCAAAAAUAAAAA
This is a messenger RNA of Scylla paramamosain (green mud crab), 1371 nucleotides long. Its product is annotated as pro-resilin-like. The record is from RefSeq and is a predicted model, not a curated record. Gene Ontology annotation, cellular component: extracellular matrix. The transcript is spliced from 3 exons. The coding region runs from base 93 to 1118 and encodes 341 amino acids. Lineage: Eukaryota; Metazoa; Arthropoda; Malacostraca; Decapoda; Portunidae.